Molecule: messenger RNA, 2070 nt
Organism: Morone saxatilis (striped sea-bass)
Lineage: Eukaryota; Metazoa; Chordata; Actinopteri; Moronidae
Product: DNA-directed RNA polymerase II subunit RPB1-like
Source: RefSeq, a predicted model, not a curated record
ACAGAACUCCAAAAAAGUAAUAUACUGUGCCCAGCUGGUCCUGCUGAGCUACAUCAAAGUCCUACUCAUGUGACUUCCAUGCAGGCUCAGCACAGUCCUCCCCAGCCUAGUUACACCUCUUCAAGCUGUACCCAGAGUUCCAGAGAGGAUCAGCUUACGACCACAGAGUCUCAGCAGAAUCCAGCGCAAGGUAGUCCCAUAUAUAGUAGCCAUGCACAUUCUCCUCACAGUCCCACCCGGGUUCAGUCAGGGCCUGCACAGCCUCAGCAAAGCCCUCCACCACACAGUCCUGUGCAGGACUACACUUCACAGACACAGCUCGAUCGACCAUGUAGUACUAACAUCAUCACACAGCCUCAGCACAGUCCUACACCACGUAGUCCUGCACAAGUUGGCACAUCACACCCACAGAGUCCCACGCAGGAUUCUAAACCUACACUGGACCAGGGGAGCCCUGGAUCAAGCAGCCCUGCUCAGCUGCAAUGUUGGGCUGCACAGGACAUUUCUACACUGGACCAGGACCUCUCACUAGUCUACUGUAGGUCCACUCAGACAGCAAGAAGACACGCCUCACUGAGGCCUAUUUCAGCUCCAUGUAGCCCAUCACCGGCCCCACCCAAAGCCACACAGUGUAGUCUGUCACAACCCACAAGCCCAGUAAAGGCCUACUCCUUACAGCCUGUUAGGCCUUCACAGCUUAGCCUUCUUCCUUCUCAGCUUGCUACACAGUCAGAAGUCACAGAGGAAUGCAUCCGAACCCCAGAGCUAAAGUCCUUGGAGCAGCUGAGCCCUAACCUUGAUGGCCAAACACUGGAAAGUAGCCCCACUGCUAUCCUGUCCACAAUGCCCCCUGAUAGCCAUGGCACAGAUGGAAACCAGCUUGGUCCAGUUCAGAGUAGCACACUUAGCCCAGACCAUUCAAGCCCCCUUCAGGUCCCAGCACUGCCCACACCAGAAAGCCUUGUUCACAUUAGCUCUUCAGUGGAACACAGUAGCCUAAUCUUCUCACCUUGUGCUGAUAGAACAGAAGAACACCUUCAUCGGAGUCCUUCUUGUGACAGCCCAUCACGCUGCGGCGAAGCUAAUGAAGGUAAAGCCAGUCCAGUACAUAUCCAAAACAGCUCGGCUAGUUCUAGUCCCAAACAUGCCAGUCAAAUGCCUGCCAGCCCUGCCAGCUCUCCUCUGGCCCGUGCCAGCCCUGUGGCAGUGGAGACUAGCCCUGUCCAUGUCAGCUACACUGUUAAACCCUCAAUGCAACCGGCUAGCCCCAUCCACCCCAUCACAUGUCAAGAUGAGGAGGUGGAGGUAUCUGUGGACCAUUUGCUUCAGUCAGAACCUAGUCCCAGUCAUCCUAACUCCACUCUGGGCAGUCCAGUCCACACAGAAACUAACAGCGAGUACAGUCUGAUGGAGAGAGGAGGGAGAGCUAGUCCCUCUGUUUGUAGUUUUGCAAAGCUCACACAGACGGGCCAGUCCAGUCCCACACAUGUCCAAACUACAAGUAGUCCUUCACAGGCUUCUCCAGUACAGACAAGCCCCCUGCCACCUAGCUUUAGUCCUUCACACUGUAGGCCGACUGAUACUAGCUCAGCUGGUACCUCUGUUAGCCACAGUCUGAGCCACAGUGGCCAGACAACUUCUUACCCUGCUAGCGUAACUGAUGUUAGCGUCAUCCACAGUCCACCUAGGUCUAGUCCUGCUGGUCAAGCUAGUCCUGUUCACAUACAAAGCACCUGUAGUAGUGCCCACUCAGGCCCAGCCCAAAGACAGACUCCCUCAUUAGCUAACACAACACACAGCAGCCCCGCACAUGCUGCUGUCGCUGGUGUUAGCCCACCUCACAGUCCAGCUCAGGCCAGUGAAACAUAUCGUAGUCCCCAGUAUAGCCCAGCUCCUGACACUGGAACCAGUUCUGGCCCUGCUGUGGCUAGUUCCAGUCUGGAUGUGGUUGCCAGUUCAGUAAUUCAGAGCUCUGUUCUUCCUGUUGUGGUUCAGCUUCUUUCUACGGACAGCAUUAGGCAGACGAGCCCAACACCUGCCAGUUCUUCUGCUGUUAGCCCCAACCAGGCC